Durusdinium trenchii is the source of this 417-nucleotide messenger RNA. The record is from the annotation of a GenBank genome assembly. NCBI's taxonomy places the organism in Eukaryota, Dinophyceae, Suessiales, Symbiodiniaceae.
AUGAGCAAGGCCUUGCAGGAGUGCCCCACCAGCGGCAUUCUAUGGGCAAAGGCCAUCGAGCUGGAGCCGAAGCAGGGGCAAAACGCCAAGAGUGUGGAUGCCUUGAAGAAGUGUGAGAACGACGCCCACGUGAUCAUUGCUGUGGCCAAGCUCUUCUGGCGCGAUGGAAAGAACGCCAAGGCACGCAAAUGGUUCAACCGCGCAGUGACCCUCAACCCUCGUUUGGGCGAUGCCUGGGGCGCCUAUUUGGCCUUCGAGCUCGAGAACGGCACCUCCCAUGAGCAACGCGAGGUGAUCCGCAAGUGCGUGGAUGCCGAGCCCAACCAGGCGAACGACGCGGGGGACCCGCGAACGACGCACUCAUGGGACCCUUCGAGUGGUCUCGCAUUGGCUAUGAGUGGAAUGGAAUGGGGCUAG